This is a messenger RNA of Brugia malayi, 462 nucleotides long. Its product is annotated as major sperm protein, putative. The record is from RefSeq and is a predicted model, not a curated record. Lineage: Eukaryota; Metazoa; Nematoda; Chromadorea; Rhabditida; Onchocercidae. The transcript has 2 exons. Bases 1 to 462 code for a protein of 153 amino acids.
AUGGGUGACGCUCCAGCAGAGGGUGCACCACCACCAGAGGCUGCAGCACCACCAGCAGAAGGUGCACCAUUAGCAGCAGGCGUACCGGCAGAUGGAGGAGCUCCGCCGGAAGCUGCUCCGCCUCCGGCUGGACCACCGACGUUGAACAUCGACCCACCAGCUGCUCAGGUACCUGCUGCAGGCGGACAGUCUGUACACCAAAUCGCUAAUCCAAGUGGUGUCCGCUUGGCCUUCAAGGUAAAGUCGACGAACAAUAACGAUUACCGUCUGAAACCGGUCUAUGGAUUCGUCGAGCCGGGGGCAACAGCUCCAUUGGAAAUCACCCGUACAGCCGGACCACCGAAAGAGGAUAAAUUUGUCAUUCAGUUCAAGGAAGCAGCUGCAGAUGCUGCUGACCCCACGGCUAUUUUCAAGGGGGGACCACCGGUCGGGGAAGUUACCUUGCCUAUCAUGGCUCAAUAA